GCGGGGGUCGCGGCGUGACGUCACAGCGCCGCCUGUCGGUCCGGAGCGCGUCUGCUGCUAGCGGCUAGCGGCUAGCAUGUUUACCUCGAGCGCGUCGCAAAACUCGAUAACAUGUCGAUAAACGUCGUGAAACAUGUCCGAGGAAGAGAAGUGUGUGAGUGUGUGUUUCCGUCCGCCGCUGGAGCUCCGAGACGCCGUUCUCCUCACACACGGAGUCCUGCGGGAGUUCCCCGGGAGAGUCCCGACCCGAUUCGAACCCUGGUUCCCGUCUGCGUCUGACGCGCGCAGACCCAUCCGGCCCCUGAAGCCGGCCCCUGCCAUCUCCCCCGAGGCCCCGCCGGACGCCCCGGACCGUCUGGGACCCGCCGGACGCUUCAGGCGCUCGUGGUGCGUGAUCACGGACAGGAGAGCGCCGCGGAGGAUCACGUGCUGCUUCUCGAGGCUCUUCCUCAGGACCGUGGAGAAGCGCGGGCUGCAUCCGCGUCAGAGGGUCAGGUGGGUGGUGUGCGAGGGGAACCGCGGGCCCCGGAGCAUGGAGGAGCUCUGGCUGGAUCUGAACCGAGCCAUCAGACGCUCUCGACUGCCCACCUGCAACGCUAACUACCAGAGAGCGCUGCCUCAGAUCUGGCUCUACUGCGACUUCUUCUGCUCCGAAUACAUCGGCCGCUUCCUGAAGAGGGAGCUCCAGCUCUCGGGGCCGAUCACCUUGACGGCUUAUAAACUUGGAGACAUUGCUCAGUUAUAGCCGUGAUUUAUGUUUAUUAAAGGAGCUUGUUUUAUUAAAAGGUGCGGCGGGCGUGAGCUCCGUCUCUCUUUGGUUCUUAGUUGCUUUAUCAUUAACUAAAACCAUAAAAAAAAAAGACUUUAUUUCAGCUUGUUUCCAAAGCGGAAGUGAUAUUAAGAUGCAUGAAAACUGGAUUAAUGUACUGUAAUUACAAAAUAUAGACAUGAAAUUAAAUGUUUUUUGUUGUUAUUCAGGUUUAACUUGAUGUAUUACAAUAAUGAAUAAAGCUCCGAAGAAAAAUCAA
Puntigrus tetrazona (Sumatra barb) is the source of this 1028-nucleotide messenger RNA. RefSeq lists its product as uncharacterized. Bases 134 to 745 code for a protein of 203 amino acids. NCBI's taxonomy places the organism in Eukaryota, Metazoa, Chordata, Actinopteri, Cypriniformes, Cyprinidae. Gene Ontology annotation, biological process: negative regulation of double-strand break repair via homologous recombination; positive regulation of double-strand break repair via nonhomologous end joining; positive regulation of isotype switching. The record is from RefSeq and is a predicted model, not a curated record. The transcript is spliced from 2 exons.